Dentiscutata heterogama is the source of this 579-nucleotide messenger RNA. NCBI's taxonomy places the organism in Eukaryota, Fungi, Glomeromycota, Glomeromycetes, Diversisporales, Gigasporaceae. The record is from the annotation of a GenBank genome assembly.
AGUCCUCAUAUGAAAAAAUUAUAUGGUGACAAGAUUCGCAAAGAAGCUGGUGUCAUUAAGACAAUAAAGCGUGCCAAAUUUCUUCAAGGAAAAUUUGGUGAGGAGGUUGUUCAUGAGAUUCAAGCGGUUGAACGAAUCGUUAAAGAAGUUGCUGAAAAGAUUAUGAAAGAAACAGCUGAAGUUGCUGGUGUAUUUGUGCAAGCAGGUAAUAAGAGUAAUAAUCUUAAACAUUACUCAAUUACGAUCUCACUUCCGGAAGAUACGGCUAAUUUUUUUCAGCAAGACUCAGAUGAUGAUAAUCGAAAAGCGAAACCAAUAGUAUUUGAGCUUGGAAAACCGAUACAUAUAUCAUGGACAGCACCCAAAAGUCAGUCACACCAAGAUUGGAUUGGAGUAUAUAAGGUCACUUCCAAUGCUUCUCAAGCAGUUACAAACGUUUCAAGUAGAGGACGAUUCGUUUACGUUGGUGAAGCGUGGUUUAAAGGUGACCUUUUACCAUGGGAAGUAGGUACCUACGAGUUUAGGUAUCAUAAUGAUAACAAAUAUAAUGUCAUGGCCAUUUCUCAGCCAUUCGAAAUU